GCCCCGGGCCCCUUUGUUCCCGCCGGGGCCGGGCCGGGCCGGGCCGGGCCUGGGAGCCCAGCUCGGGGACCUCGGCCCUCCUGGGUCCAACCCGCCACCGAGGGUGAAGGAUUGGCCAUCUUGAGAAAGAGCAGUGGUGAGCCCAGGAAGACGGUGGAGUCCCCAUGGAGAUGUGGAACCCUGUCAACGACGUGUAGCCUCAGAACUGGGAUGUGGAGCUGGAAGUGCCUCCUAUUCUGGGCUGUGCUGGUCACAGCCACACUCUGCCCUGCCAGAGCAGCCCCGACACUGCCCGAACACGCCCUGCCCUGGGGAGCCCCCGUGGAAGUGGAGUCCUCGUUGGCCCACCCUGGCGAUCUACUGCAGCUGCGCUGCCGGCUGCGGGACGAUGUGCAGAGCAUCAACUGGCUGCGGGACGGGGUGCAGCUGGCGGAGAGCAACCGCACCCGCAUCAUUGGGGAGGAGGUGGAGGUGCGGGAUGCCGUGCCCUCCGACUCCGGCCUCUACGCCUGUGUGACCAACAGCCCCUCCGGCAGCGACAUCACCUACUUCUCCGUCAAUGUCUCAGAUGCCCUCCCAUCGGCUGAGGAUGACGACGAUGACGAUGAUUCCUCUUCUGAAGAGAAGGAGACGGACAACACCAAACCAAACCGUACGCCUGUGGCUCCCUAUUGGACAUCUCCAGAAAAGAUGGAGAAGAAGCUGCACGCGGUGCCGGCAGCCAAGACGGUGAAGUUCAAGUGUCCUUCGAGCGGCACCCCCAGUCCUACACUGCGUUGGCUGAAAAAUGGCAAAGAGUUCAAACCCGACCACCGGAUCGGGGGUUAUAAGGUCCGUUAUGCCACCUGGAGCAUCAUCAUGGACUCGGUCGUGCCGUCUGAUAAGGGCAACUACACCUGUAUUGUGGAGAACAAGUACGGCAGUAUCAACCACACCUAUCAACUGGAUGUUGUGGAACGGUCACCUCACCGGCCCAUACUGCAGGCUGGACUACCUGCCAACAAGACAGUGGCUCUGGGCAGCAAUGUGGAAUUUGUGUGCAAAGUGUACAGUGACCCACAGCCCCACAUCCAGUGGCUGAAGCACAUCGAGGUGAAUGGGAGCAAGAUUGGCCCAGACAACCUACCGUAUGUCCAGAUCCUGAAGACGGCCGGAGUUAAUACCACCGACAAGGAGAUGGAAGUGCUGCACUUAAGGAAUGUCUCCUUUGAGGAUGCGGGGGAGUAUACGUGCUUGGCGGGUAACUCUAUCGGGAUCUCCCAUCACUCUGCAUGGUUGACCGUACUGGAAGCCCUGGAGGAGCGACCAGCGGUGAUGACCUCCCCUCUGUACCUGGAGAUCAUCAUCUACUGCACAGGGGCCUUCCUCAUCUCCUGCAUGGUGGGGACCGUCAUAGUUUAUAAGAUGAAGAGCGGCACUAAGAAGAGCGACUUCCACAGCCAGAUGGCUGUACACAAGCUGGCCAAGAGCAUUCCCCUGCGUAGACAGGUAACAGUGUCGGCUGACUCCAGCACCUCCAUGAACUCGGGGGUCCUGCUGGUGCGGCCCUCACGCCUCUCCUCCAGCGGAACCCCGAUGCUGGCCGGGGUCUCGGAGUAUGAGCUGCCUGAGGAUCCCCGCUGGGAACUGCCCCGGGACAGGUUGGUGCUAGGCAAACCUUUAGGUGAGGGCUGCUUCGGGCAGGUGGUACUGGCGGAGGCCAUUGGCCUGGACAAAGACAAGCCAAACCGGGUGACCAAAGUGGCGGUCAAGAUGCUGAAAUCAGAUGCAACAGAAAAGGACCUGUCAGAUCUGAUCUCUGAAAUGGAGAUGAUGAAGAUGAUUGGGAAGCACAAGAACAUUAUCAACCUGCUGGGGGCCUGCACACAGGAUGGCCCUCUCUAUGUCAUCGUGGAAUAUGCAUCUAAGGGCAACCUUCGUGAAUACCUCCAGGCCCGACGGCCCCCUGGAUUAGAAUACUGUUACAACCCCAGCCAUGCCUCCGAGGAGCAACUUUCCUCCAAGGAUCUGGUCUCUUGUGCCUACCAGGUGGCCCGGGGCAUGGAAUAUCUUGCUUCCAAAAAGUGCAUACACCGGGACCUGGCAGCCCGGAAUGUCCUGGUGACCGAGGACAACGUGAUGAAGAUUGCAGACUUUGGCCUGGCUCGGGAUAUCCAUCACAUCGACUACUACAAAAAGACCACCAAUGGACGGCUGCCUGUGAAAUGGAUGGCCCCUGAGGCCUUAUUUGACCGGAUCUACACACACCAGAGUGAUGUAUGGUCUUUUGGGGUACUGCUGUGGGAAAUCUUCACCCUGGGCGGCUCUCCCUACCCCGGCGUUCCUGUGGAGGAACUCUUCAAGCUGCUGAAGGAGGGUCAUCGCAUGGACAAACCUAGCAACUGCACCAAUGACCUGUACAUGAUGAUGAGGGAUUGCUGGCAUGCGGUGCCUUCUCAGCGACCCACCUUCAAACAGCUGGUGGAGGACCUAGACCGUAUUGUGGCCUUGACCUCCAACCAGGAGUACCUGGAUCUCUCAGUGCCCCUGGACCAGUAUUCGCCCGGCUUCCCGGACACCCGCAGUUCUACCUGCUCCUCGGGGGAGGAUUCCGUCUUCUCCCACGACCCGCUGCCCGAGGAGCCCUGCCUGCCCCGCCACCCAGCCCAGCUUGCUAAUGGGGGACUCAAGAGGCGCUGACCUCCAAACUCCAGACUGUCAUUCUUCGACUCUUUCUCAUCGGGUUCAUUCCCUCUUCUUUUCCCCUCCCUUCUGAAAGGAGCUGGCUGUUUGCACCAUGGCUGCCUGAAGGCUUCCCUACAGGCUGACCUACCCCAUACUUUCAGCCUGCUUAUGGAGGGUUAGGGGGUGGGGGGGUGGAGGGAUGCUUUCAUCAUUUCACAACCCCUGCCCCACCACCCCUGCCAAGACCUUGGACCGGGCCCUCCCUCUGCCACCUGAACCUGGCCCGGGGGUGGGCAUUGAAGUGGGGUGCUGAGCUGCCAUCCAUCUUUUUAUUUGAAGUUCCAAGGCUCUGCCGCCACGUGCUGGGGCCUUGUCCCUAGGGCCACCUCAUGGGGACGGUAGUUCUUCAGGCCCAGGGUGAAGAAGGUCUGUGCUCCAGGAGGAUGGCACCUGUAGCUUAUUAAUUCCAAUACUAAUUUGCUUUGCUGACCAAAUACCUGGUAUCAGAGGAUUAGGAGAAGGCCAUGGCCAGUGUUAUGGCCCUGGGGCCCAGCCCCAUCCUGGGGGCUCUGUACAUAGCUAUGAAGAAAACACAAAGUGUAUAAAAUCUGAGUAUAUAUUUACAUGUCUUUUUAAAAGGGUUGUUACCAGAGAUAUACCCAUCGGGUAGGGCACUCCUAGUGGCUGGGAGAAAUUAAUUGCUAUAUAUUAAAAAAAGAAGAAAAAAAAAGAAAAGUUUUAAAAAAAAUUCAUAUAUUUUUUUGCUAUUUUUGCUGUUUUAUUUUUUUAAAUUAUGUUCUAAACCUAUUUUCAGUUUAGGUCCCUCAAUAAAAAAUUGCUGCUGCUUCAGUUCCUAUGGGCUGUAUGAAAAGGGAGAGAGAAAAGAAAAUGAGGGAGUAACAGAAAGAAAGAAAAGAAAAAAAAAAAGCCAAAACUCCAGGCCCAUGUUUGUGGGUAAAGUUUCUGUGCCUUCCUGAUUUCCCUCCUCAAUCCCACUAGAACUCAAAUCCUAAUCUACCCUAUUUCCUUCCCCUUUGCUGGGUGGAGGGGCAGCCCCCCAAACAGGAAAACCUUUCUCUUAAUCUUCUCCGACCGAGAAUUCCCAGAGGCUUACACUGGGGUUUUUUUCCGACAACAGUUCAGGGGGCCCAAGGGACUACGCGGUCAGAGUUGUGUGUGGCUCCCAAAAGAACGUGUUCAUUUGCGGGCUCCGUCUUCAACACAUGGGAUCGUGUGGUCUCCCCUGAGCAGAGACAUCUGGAUGCAGGACAGGAACCCCCUGCCCAAGCGCAGCAGAGCUGGGCACGAGGCCAAGGCCAGAGCAGCCCUGAACAGCGGAUUGCUUCCUCAGAGGAAGUUGUUGGAGGCAGCACUUGGAACAUGAUGCUUGGGGCAGGGAAUCAGCUUGGAGAGAGAAGGGGUCGGUGCCUGAGUAAUGGCCAAGCUGAGGGAGAGGGGACCCGACUAAUUCGCUUGAGGAAAGGCUCUGUGAUGGGCUUUUCUUGGAAGCCCCGGGUAAGACUGCAGUCCCAGGGACAACAGAGCCCUGGGAAGGAGAGAGAUAGUCUGAGCAAUGGCCAAGCUGAGGGAGAGGGGACCGGACUAAUUUGCUUGAGGAAAGGCUCAGUGAUGGGCUUUUCUUGGAAGCCCUGGGUAAGACUGCAGUUCCAGGGACAACAGAGCCCUGGGAAGGAGAGAGAUAGUCUGAGCAAUGGCCAAGCUGAGGGAGAAGGGGGCCGGACUAAUUGCUUGAGGAAAGGUUCUGUGAUGGGCUUUUCUUGGAAGCCCUGGGUAAGACUGCAGUUCCAAGGACAACAGAGCCCUGGGAAGGAGAGAGAUAGUCUGAGCAAUGGCCAAGCUGAGGGAGAGGGGACCUGACUAAUUGCUUGAGGAAAGGUUCUGUGAUGGGCUUUUCUUGGAAGCCCUGGGUAAGACUGCAGUUCCAAGGACAACAGAGCCCUGGGAAGGAGAGAGAUAGUCUGAGCAAUGGCCAAGCUGAGGGAGAGGGGACCUGACUAAUUGCUUGAGGAAAGGCUCUGUGAUGGGCCUUUCUUGGAUGUCCUGGGUAAGACUGCAGUCCCAGGGACAACAGAGCCUUAGGAAGGA
This is a messenger RNA of Tachyglossus aculeatus (Australian echidna), 4770 nucleotides long. RefSeq names its product fibroblast growth factor receptor 1 (gene FGFR1). Bases 211 to 2679 code for a protein of 822 amino acids. Gene Ontology annotation, biological process: positive regulation of cell population proliferation; positive regulation of kinase activity; multicellular organism development. Gene Ontology annotation, cellular component: signaling receptor complex; membrane. Gene Ontology annotation, molecular function: fibroblast growth factor receptor activity; fibroblast growth factor binding; ATP binding. The transcript has 18 exons. The record is from RefSeq and is a predicted model, not a curated record. NCBI's taxonomy places the organism in Eukaryota, Metazoa, Chordata, Mammalia, Monotremata, Tachyglossidae.